AAAAAAGAUUCUACCCAAUUUGCACAUCCAGUUGGCAUAAAUUAUCAGUGAGUGACUUUGGCUUUGGUUAACAAAAUUUAAAUAAAUUUGUUUUAAAGUGCUGCAAUCACUUCACUCAAACCCAUUAGUUGUGAAUAGAGUAUGUAUGCUCUUUAGUGUAAAUCAAGUCUAAUUUCUGUAACUACAAAAUAAGUAUGUGAAUUAAUUUCCAUUAAAAAAAAAUAGUCCUAUCCCUUGAUGCCAAGGAGGCAGAACAGGAGAAUAGGGCACUGGAUUUGGAGCUGGUAUGCCUGAGUUUUAGUCUCUAUUGUCACAGACUGUGAGCUUCCCAAUUUUAAUAAUUAAUAUUCUUGUACCCAGUUCCCUAACCUCCAAAACAAGCAUGUUAAUUUAGUAAGAUGACCUUUUCUGAAACCUACCACUGUCUCUGGCACACCAUGCAUCUUCACGGCUAGAUGGUUAGCCUUCAUGAUGAUACAGUUGAGUCAAGUAACAUCAAUCUCCAAUACUAAGAAAAUUUAAGAUAGAAUAUCUUGCUACAUCAGCCCCUGAACAUCACUUUCAAAAUAUUUCUCACACUGGAGACAAAAACAUUCCUAACGCAAGUUAGAAGUUUGGAAGCCUUUUCUUAGUUCAGCUAGAAAACUUUCAUAGCUAAAGAAUGCUUUUAUUCUAAAGCUCAAGGUAAGCAGAUUUUGAGAGCAGAGCAUCGUUCAUGAAUACGUAUGAGGCUGAAUUUAGGUUUUUUGUUUGUGGAGGCAGUUUGACGGGGUCAUUAAUGUAUUUGGGAAGAGGCAGGAGAGAAAAUGUCCUAUGUAUGAGAACAAGAUGUAGGGAAUGAGCUUCUCAAGAAGAGGGGGAAAAACACUGGAGAGACAUGUAUUUUAGUAAUUUCAUCAAUUCUUAAUCAACAUGACAAAGAUACAGGUGAUAGAGCCAUUCCUCUACAGAGAUCAGAUGCCCAGACCCAGGCAGUUAGCUACCUCGGAAGGUUUUGUUGUUUUUGUUCGUUUGUUUGUUUGUUUUGGGGGGCGGGGUUUGCUUCAUGCUGUCUUCUCUCCCUCCCUUCCUCUUUUAAAUAUUGUGCUCUGACUUAUGGCAAGGUUUGGUGAGUGACACAUGGCAGGAAGCACUUUUAUUUGAAACAGCUCUCCCAGGAUAACCAGGCUUUCCUCCAUUUACAUGUAUAAAAGUCUAAAACUAUCUUGGCAUCAACCAAAUUUUAUCAUCCUUUUAUAUAGCUGUGUCAACCUUGGCAGCAUUUAAAAGCAAGGAAACUGAAAUGGUUUCUUCAGGAUGCAAGCAUGCUGAGGCCUCAUAUACAUGCGUUAUAGCUGGUUUCCAUAAGACACCAGACAGGAGCCAGCUGCCAACUGAAAAGAUCAAAUCAGUGAAUCAGAGUACCCAAUGGAUUAUCUUAAUUAACUACUUCGUAAUCAGUAUGGUUUGUUUAUGUAAAUGCAUUCACUCAACAAAUGCAUUCAUGCUAUCAACAGGCUCUGUCCUAGCUGUUUGAAAUGUAUCAGUGUGGUAAGCACUCAUUUUUUUCAUGACUAGGUCCUUAUGGAGUGUAUUAGCCUUCUAAUGAGAAAAGUUUAAAAAUCUGUGGUAGAAAGAAAGGCUUUCAAAAUGCAACCAACAUUUGAAUGCCAGCUAUUCUGUAUUAGCUAGUUAAUCUUUAGAGUGAUUUAAUCUCUCUGGGCCUUUUUUCCAUAUCAGCCUUAAGGCUUAAGGAAGGUGUGUGCCACGUAGAUGCUUGGUAAAUACCCUCCCCCUCCCCCACCACUGAGAGUUGUGCUUUCCGAAACUCAAGAAUCCUCUUCAAGCUUGUGUCCUGAUAAGUCCUUUCUCCUGCUUCCUUCAGGUGGUAUACCAGUUAGCCCCGCUCAGGCAGGACCAUGGAACCCAACAUCUUUAGUCUUCAAUCAGUCCACUUCAGUGGUCCCAGGAGCCAUGAUGAGUAGUCAGCCUUCAGGAUUCGGUCAGCCAGUAGUUUUUACCACAAGCCCAGCUGUUCCAGGUUGGAACCAGCCUUCAUCCUUUGCAGUCUCAACUUCCCCUCCAGCCCCUGUUGUUUGGGGCCCAUCAGCAUCUGUGGCACCCAAUACUUGGUCCUCAACAAGCCCUUUAGGGAACCCUUUCCAGAGCAAUAUUUUUCCAGCUUCUUCUGUGUCUACCCAGUCCCCUUCUAUGCUCUCCUCUCUUCUGGUCGCUCCUCCUCAACCACCUCCCAGAACUGGCCCUCCGAAGGACAUCUCCAGUGAUGCCUUCACUGCCUUGGACCCACUUGGGGAUAAAGAAGUCAAAGAAGUGAAAGAAAUGUUUAAGGACUUCCAGCUGCGGCAGCCACCUGCUGUGCCUGCAAGGAAGGGAGAACAGACUUCCUCUGGGACUUCAAGUGCCUUCUCCAGUUAUUUCAACAGCAAAGUUGGCAUUCCUCAGGAGAAUGCAGACCAUGAUGACUUUGAUGCUAAUCAACUGUUGAAAAAGAUCAAUGAACCACCAAAGCCAGCUCCCAGACAAGGUUCCCUGCCAGUUACCAAAUCUGCAGACAACGCAUUUGAGAACCCUUUCUCUAAAGAUUCUUUCAGUUCAUCACAAGCCUCUAUGGCUUCUCAACCCACAUCUUCUGAUGUAUAUAGGGAUCCUUUUGGAAAUCCUUUUGCCUAACUUCUGAACUUGAUAUGCUGACUAUCCAGAGGAACAAAAAGGUUGGCCUUAGUUGUCAAGGACAAAGUUAAUAGUCAGACACGUCCUGACCUCUGCUCUCAUUCCAGCUUUGACAUAUUAUCUGUUACCUUAUUGCUUGCUGCCUCUUCCACUUGUAAAAUGCCUUUCACUUUUCUGUUUAGAUUAAAGCUAAACUGAAUUUAUGGCUUUAAAUAAAUUAAGAAUCUAAAUUCUCUAGCUUAAAUGUAAAUAAAGUAGUUUCCCUACUUGAACCAUUGCCUAGUGUGUUCUAGAACCUUCUAGAACACUACCAUGUACCCUCUGCUUGAGAGAUGCAGCCACCACAACUCCUCAGAUGACACUGUUUUGAAUAAAUUUUAAAAUCCUUACUGUUCAGAGUUGUUUGGGGCUUCUAUUUUAUAGCACAAAACCUAAAGGUUAUAGUAUAACAAGGCACCUUCUUAAAUCUUGCUUCAUAUCAACAUUUAUAGAGAAUUUUUAAAGUAAAAUUGAAGCAAGUCCAACUUCUCCCUAGACAACUGGGAAUCUGAUACACUUAAGGACCUUUUUAAAAAUAUAAUUUCUCUUUCUGAAGAUUAUUUUCUCUCAAGGGCAAGAUUGUUGUUGUUGUUUUUUUUCCAAUCUCUUGCUAGAUAGUGCAAAUGAGGGAAAAACAUUAUUUGUCUCUCCUCUCCUCUUCCCUCUGAUUCUUUUUUUCAGUCAGUUUUGCUCCCAGGUUCAUAUAACAUUACUUCCCUUCCACAAGCAACAGAGUUUUAUGGGGCAAAAAAAAAAAAAAUCUAAGGAUUCAUGGAUCUGAAACAUCUCUGCCUUCUCAGUAAUCGCUAAAUCCCGUAACGAAUCGCAAAUGGACACAACCUUUAUCCUUUCUAUGGAAUAGGAGGCCAUCCUCUUGAGCUGAAGUUCCAGAAGAGCAGUUCAUGUUGAAGAAGAUGAAAGAAAAACUGAAGAAAAACUGAACUCAACUCAGCAAUGAAGGACUGUAUUCUGAAGAGCCAACACAUCAGAAAGUUCAAUGUGAUUGUGCCAAAUAUAUUAGGUGCUUAUAUGGGGUCAUACUAGACCUUUAUCAAGUAACUGGAAAACUUGCUUGAAGCCACAAUCUCAUAGUUAGUUGGAAGAUAAAUGGUGAGGGGGUGGGAGGAGAGAAGCUGUAGAACAAGUAUUUGGUGUUAUCAUUGAAAAAUCUAAUGUCUGCAGUAUUUUUCUCCUCAUAACCUUGGAAACUCUCCCAGUUCAUUUCCAGUCAUAUUGUUAGCACAGUUCUGAAGGAUUUGUUCUUGCCAAAAUGAGUUUCAUUUUGUUAUGUUUAUGUUGGGUUUUUAAAUGUUGUCUCUUGACCCUUAGUGCUCAGGUUCUUGUGGGUGUUAAUCAACCAUACAACGUUACCUUUAGGUAGAAGAGGAGGAUGACUGCUCAGGAUCUAAACAAGAUGGUGGCCUCACGAACCUUUAUUGAUUAGUCCCACGUAGUCCAAGCUAAAGUCUUGUGGUUUUAUGUUUAAUGGUAAUAGCUGAUCAUGUAUGGCAUGAUUUUCCAUCUGGCUUCCUACUCAGUCAUUAUAAACACAGACUUAAAAAUAGUAUUUUAUAUGUCCCAAUACCUGAAUGUGCUCAACUGGAGGCAAUUAUUUCUAGAUAGUUGAAAUUUUGAAAGUAGACAAAUUUUGAAAAGGAUGAUCAGCCACACAACUGUUUUGUACAUACUUAUUUUCUUGUGCACUUUUCUGUAUGCAAAUAAAGCUAUAAAUUUACUCAUUUCAAUAAACUGGAAUGGCAGAA
Messenger RNA from Leptonychotes weddellii (Weddell seal), 4472 nucleotides. The record is from RefSeq and is a predicted model, not a curated record. Lineage: Eukaryota; Metazoa; Chordata; Mammalia; Carnivora; Phocidae.